AGGAUCCAGUACAUCAGACAGUACUUCUGGGGACGCUUCCAUAAUGAGUACACUUCUCUGCUGCAGGCCAAGUCAAAGUGGUUAAAUUCCAGAGGCGAAGUGACACCAGGGUCCUUAGUCCUGAUCAAGGACAAGACGACGCCACCGCUGCUCUGGUCCCUGGGUCGGGUCACUAAGACCUAUCCCGGCGUCGACGGAGUCACGCGGGUGGCUGAGCUGAAGACGAGGAGGGGCACCAUUCGUCGUGCCUUCAACUGCAUCUGCCCGCUCCCUAUCGAAGACUUUUGAAGAGCAUCCUUCAACCCGGGGAGUAUGUCGGCGCACCUCAGCGAGCAACCGCGAUGGCGACCGAAGGGAGUGCUGCGGAGGCCGGGGCGGGGGCUGCCCCGGCUGGCGAGCCCGCGGCCGCGCUCCCUUCACUUCUCUCCGCGACGCGCUUGACCACGGGCACUUACCUGUAUUCUUGUUGAUAUUGUAAUUUUAACGGCAUUAAAAGCCUAUGUAAUACAGUCCGCACAACGUUUUAUUUAUGAAGUCCCGUUAGGGCUCCUACAGUUUGGUCCUUCGCUAUAAAUUAACGCCAGUCGUGUCGUUAAAAUUCGUCGAUUCCGCAUCGUCAUUUUCAACGGUCAACGGUCAACGGUCAUCGCCGAUGCCGCGUGGAACUUCAACGUGGCCACCGAACACGAAGACAAAGAAGUCGUACUCGUGCAGCGUGCUUCGCCUUAUAAGGAGCUGAAGUCAUUUACUGGGAGUAUAAACUACUUAUUUGAGUGAGUCGUUCCAAUUUAGUUAUUUUUUUCCAAUUUUUUCUUGGUGAAUAAUCGUUUUUUCCCAUUUAUUUCGUUGAGCAAGUACAUUUCCCCCUUCACAAGUGAUUUAUUGUCAAUAGUGCUUUAACGCAGUGUUUAUUUCGACGCUUCUUCAUAAUUGCAUAAUUUAUAGUAACACUUGUGCGCGCACGCCACUCACGCCACACAGGUGUUAACGUAACCUUGACCGAUCUCAGUAAUUAGAACCGGUCCCUUUUGUUUGCGCGCAGCUGUUUUUUCUAUAAGAAGCUCAUUAGUGGUAUCUAUCGCCUUACUGCAGUUAAACACGUGCGGUUUUUGCUUUGUUAAUUGCACUUCAAAAUGGCAGACGCUUUAAAGACUUUACUUAGAAAACGUAGUUCAUUAAAAUCAAAGCUUACGAUUUACAGCAACUAUCUAAAUUUAGUUAAAAGUAGUGCACAUAUAUCUGAGAUGCAACGAUUAGACCUGCAGGAACGUUUUAAUAAGUUCGAUUCCUUACAUAGCCAAUUUGAUGAAUUGCAGACAGAAAUCGAAAUGCUUGCCGAUGAUGCUGAGACUGCGUUCGUGGAGCGUGAGGAGUUUGACCGCCAGUUCUUCAAUCUGGUGGCACUCACGCGCAGCCUGCUCGGUUCUUCGGUCAACGGUGCUGGUUCUGAGGCGGGCUUCAAAGAUGCUGACUCAGGUGCACAUGUUUCUAAUAGCUUUGUUCGUUUGCCAAAAAUUGAUUUGCCUCACUUUGACGGGAACUACCAAUGCUGGCUCGAGUUUCGGGACACGUUUACGUCAUUGAUUCACAAUAACGAUAGCAUAAGCAACAUAAAUAAGUUCCAUUACUUGCGUGCUUCUUUACAAGGUACUGCAGCCUCUUUAAUUAAAAAUAUAGAAUUUAGUAGUGAUCAUUAUAAGAUUGCUUGGGACUUGUUGUGUGAGCGGUAUAACAAUGAGUACCUGCUUGUGGCCAAUCAUUUGCAAGCUUUAUUCUUUGAUGUUAAGUCAAUAAAUAAGGAGUCUAGUGUUUCCAUUAGAAAUCUUGUUGACGUCAUUAAUAAAAAUAUUCGGGCACUAGCAAAUUUAAAAAGGCCUACUCAGCAUUGGGAUGACAUCAUCAUUUUUGUCAUGGUCAAAAAGCUAGAUUUAAUCACAAGUCGUGAAUGGGAGGAAUACAGGAAUAACAACAUAGUAGGUUAUCCAACAACUACUCAAUUUUGUUCUUUUCUAAACAGGAAAGCAGACUGGUUGGAAUCUGUGGAAUGUAACUUUCAGGAUAGUAAUAUUGUGGCCUUGAAUAGUAACACUAAUUUAAAUAAACAUAAUAAUAAUUCAUCUAAACAAAAACACUCAAAUAAAUCAAAUAAUAAUUCUCAUAAAAACAAUAAUAAAUGUCCACUUUGCUCCCAAGUACAUACUUUAUAUAAAUGUGAAUCUUUUAGAAGCUUAUCUAUAGAAAAUCGCAUACAAAAGGCAAAAGACUUAACUGUUUGUCUCAAUUGCUUACGUAUUGGGCAUUCUGCUAAUAACUGUAAGUUUUCAAAUUGCAGAUACUGCAAACUUAAGCACAAUACGCUUUUGCAUUUAGAAGCUAGUGAACCCAAACCACUUUCUAAUCCUCUGCCUUCUGCACUUCUUUCUGUAUCGCCAACUACUUCAGAUGUUGCGCUUUCAGCUAAUUCUAUGCAGCUUGCUACUUCUUCGCAUGUUUUCCUGUCCACAGCUUUGGCGAAAGUGACCAGUGCGACGGGUAAGAAGUUUACUGCGCGCCUACUGCUGGACAACGGCAGUACGGCCAACUUUAUCACGCAGAGUUUAGCGGAGCAACUGGGUUUGUCACAACGCGGUAUGAGCACCAAGGUAACGGGUAUUAACAAUCAUGUUUCCACCAGUACACAGUCUUGUCACCUUUCUAUAGAGUCUUUAUGCUGUGCCUUUACUGUAGACAUCGAUUGCCACGUUCUACCUGAGAUCACAAAGGUCCUACCAUCUUCGUUUGUAAAUGUUAAACAUUUAUCCAUACCUUCAGGCCUUACAUUGGCAGACCCGAAAUUUAACGUUCCGUCGGCUGUCGACAUUCUAGUAGGGGCUGAAGUAUUUUGGAAUGUCAUAGGGUCAAACACGAUAGACUUAGGAAAAAAUCUACCUAAAUUGUGCGAAACUAAAUUUGGAUGGCUUGUAUCUGGUAGUAUUUCGCAUCAAUCUAGUUUUCUUUCCUCUGCGUCUACUCACUUUUGCCAUCAUUCCAGCGUCACUCCCGACUUAACUCAAUUUUGGGAGCUUGACCAAGUCUCAUCUAAGCAUUCGCUCUCUCUUGAAGAGAGAAUGUGUGAACAACAUUUUGCAGAAACCACCGUCCGUAAUAGUGAUGGCGCGUUUGUUGUUAAAAUGCCUUUUAAGGAAGAUCCAAGCUCGCUAGGACAUUCUUAUGUUAAUGCUAGGAAUCGUUUCCUUUCCCUUGAGCGGCGAUUUAAGCAUGAUCCUUCCUUUCACAGUAAAUAUAAUGAUUUCUUGCGUGAGUACGAGCGCUUAGGUCAUAUGACAUUAGACACGGGCUGUACUCCUUCACCUGAAAAUUCCAAGACAAAAUAUUUCAUUCCACAUCAUGGAGUCAUUAGGGAUUCUAGCACCACUACUAAACUACGCGUAGUCUUCGACGCAUCAGCCCCUACAAGUACGGGAGUGUCGCUUAACGACAUUCAGAUGGUCGGUCCGGUAGUGCAAGACGAUCUGUUUUCCAUUUUAACACGUUUUCGUCAGCACAAGUACGUGGUCUCAGGUGACGUAGAGAAGAUGUAUAGAGGUAUCCAGCUCAGUCCAGACCAGCGCUCUCUUCAAAAAAUUGUUUUUCGUUUUGAUCCAUCAGAACCUCUCAGAUCUUACACAUUAAAUACAGUGACCUACGGUACUGCGUCUGCUCCUUAUUUAGCCACCAAAUGUUUGGUAAGUUUGGCCGAUAACAUUGAGGAUAAUCGGGUAAAGAGAGCCAUACAGCGCGACUUCUACGUCGACGAUUAUUUAAGUGGCGGGAGCACCAUAUCUGACACUGUAGAUAUAACAAAAGCAGUAAGAUCAGUUCUUUCAUCGGCUAAAUUUAACUUACGCAAAUGGCGUUCAAAUAACGUAGAAAUUUUAAAACAAAUUAAUUCAGAAGUAGUAAAUAACAAUGAUAAUAACACUCUUCAAUUUUCUGAGCAUGGUCUCAACCCAGCUCAAUCUAAAACCCUAGGGCUUAAUUGGGUUUGUGACUCUGAUUCACUCACUUACACAAUAAAUAUAACGUCUGCUAAUAAAGUCACUAAACGUCACAUCCUCUCUGUUAUCAGUCAGAUUUUCGACCCACUGGGCCUCGUAGGUCCGUGCGUUGUCGAGGCGAAAAUACUAAUGCAGCGUCUUUGGCUGAAUAAAUACGACUGGGAUGAUGCAGUAUCGCUCGAGGUGACUGAUGCCAACAUCACGAGCCUGGAUCGCUGGAAGAGGAUCCAGUACAUCAGACAGUACUUCUGGGGACGCUUCCAUAAUGAGUACACUUCUCUGCUGCAGGCCAAGUCAAAGUGGUUAAAUUCCAGAGGCGAAGUGACACCAGGGUCCUUAGUCCUGAUCAAGGACAAGACGACGCCACCGCUGCUCCGGCAGAAGGGUCGGGUCACUAAGACCUAUCCCGGCGUCGACGGAGUCACGCGGGUGGCUGAGCUGAAGACGAGGAGGGGCACCAUUCGUCGUGCCUUCAACUGCAUCUGCCCGCUCCCUAUCGAAGACUUUUGA
Messenger RNA from Helicoverpa zea (corn earworm), 4547 nucleotides. RefSeq lists its product as uncharacterized. The transcript is spliced from 2 exons. The record is from RefSeq and is a predicted model, not a curated record. The coding region runs from base 1134 to 4547 and encodes 1137 amino acids. Lineage: Eukaryota; Metazoa; Arthropoda; Insecta; Lepidoptera; Noctuidae.